Messenger RNA from Mytilinidion resinicola, 2134 nucleotides. RefSeq lists its product as uncharacterized. Lineage: Eukaryota; Fungi; Ascomycota; Dothideomycetes; Mytilinidiales; Mytilinidiaceae. Bases 377 to 1906 code for a protein of 509 amino acids. The transcript is spliced from 2 exons. The record is from RefSeq and is a predicted model, not a curated record.
CGCCAUUCCUACGCACGACUGGAGUUGAAUACACGCGCGUAUUGUUCGAGCCCCAAGCGCGCAUUCUCCCUCGGCCGACACCCUCACUCGCGGCCGAUCCAGCGACCCUCCGACCCAUCCUCCUCAUCCCCAGUCAAGACGCCAACGGCCCUUGCAGACGACCUGCAGCCUGCGCGAACAACAACACACCAGCCCUCGCUGUCGUGAGAAACGCGCCUUUUGCACUUCUUCCCUUCCUUCUCGCGACCUCGAAUCUCCCUUGCGCCGGCCCAUAUCGCGAUUUCGCAUUUUUGGAUUGCACUGCCACACCUCUCCUCUGAGCCUUCUCGAGCCCUGACCUCUGACUCCCGCAUCACCACCUCAACACCACAAUCCUAUGGUCUCCUACCCCGACUCUGCCCACGGCGGGGACGCCAUCUCCCGCACCCUCGCCCUCCGCAAUGCACCCUCUGUCGCCUCGUCUCGCGCUUCUCACUCCGGCUCCACCGUCCGGCGGCAUCGCGGGCACCGGUCACACUUCGGAGGGAGCAGCUAUGCGCCGCAGAACGAGUUUCCCGUUUUCACGCAUACGGGAGAUGUCGAGAUAGUGGUCAAGGCCGAGCGGGGCGGGAAGGAACAGCGGUAUUUACUGCAUCGGCUGAUACUGGCGCAAUGCUCGGGCUUCUUCGAGGCGGGGACGAGCGAGGAGUGGUCGCGGGCACAGGAAGAUGGGAACGCAAAUGGAGGUGGAACAUUAGCCAGGAUACCGGAGCAAAGUGGGAGUGGAGGGGUGGGAUCACAGGGGAAGAAGAGGUGGAGAUAUGAGUUGGAUUGGGGGCAGGGCGAGGAUGAUAUUCCUAUGCUUGUGCAGAAGGACCCCAAUACCUCCCUCUUCGGCGGCUCCACCACCGCCGCCCCACCCCCUGCGCGCAACAAACCCUCCACCCCCUCCACUGGCUUCUUUCGCAGCAUGGCCAACUUCUCCGCCCUGAACCUCCCCUCCUCUUCCGCUGACCAAGAGCCCAUCGACGAGACCCUCCGUGACUACGACAACCUCUUCCGCGUCUUCUACAACUACCCCCCGGCGCUCGACCCCAUCAACAUUGCAAACGCAUACGUAGAAUGCAAAACCCUCCUCCACCUCGCUGAUAUGUACGACGCUCUCGACGUGAUAGGACCGCGGGUAGACCACCACCUCCUCCGCUUCCAAGGUCGCCUCUUCAAGCAAAUCGCAAAAUACCCGCCCUCGUACCUCAAACUCGGCUACCUCGCGCGCUCAAAGGUUAUCUUCAGCGAAGCACUCACCCACGUCGUCGGACAAUGGCCCGCCGGACUCCCACAACUCCGCAACCAGACCCCCGCCGCUGUACUCGAGCUCAUCGAGGAUAAAGUGGAUGAGCUGGACGAGCUGAAACAGCGAAUCGAGGGAAAACUAUUUAGACUUACGCUUACUACGAGUCGGGGCGAGCGCGUGAACCCAGGAAAUGGGUGGCUGGACUGGCUGGCGAUGAGUUUGUUCAGGCAAUGGGUAGCGGAGAAUACGACGCCGCCGCCUGCGCCUAUUUUGAAGUCACCGCCGACGAAUGGGGGGCAUUCGAGGAGUGGGUCGAGGCAGCCACAGCAAGCGACGCCAGCGGCGAUAAACACGGGGCAUAUCUUCCGCCUGCUUGGGACGGGUGGGAACGCUUACCUGCCCCGGGACGAACUUAAGCGGUUUUUGAAGAGCACGCCGGGGCUGAGUUAUGAUAGGGAUACUGUAAGAAGGUUUGAAAGGAGCGUGGAAGAGUUGAAGCAUCUCGCGCGGGAUUGCGUGAAGCCGCUUAUGAGGAAUUUUCUAGAAUUGGAUCUAGGGAGAGAGGGGGGUGGCGGGUUGCCAUACUUGACGUGUACGAAGGUCGAGGAGAGGGAUUUUCCUUGGGAUGAGUAGGGGGAGGAUGAGGGGGGAUUCGGGAUCUUGGUCUUACGGGGUGUUUUUGGAAAGGGGUGAGAUGGGAUUGUUUUGAUACCCUUGUGCUGUAUUUGCAUCGCAUAUCUUUUAGGGGCUUAACAUUGGUACUAUAUGGGUUGGGAAACGGGGAUAAGGUAUAAGAGGCAGGGCAAGCAUACUGGUUAUGUGUUGUCUGCCGUACGAGUAUAGAUAAAGAAAUAAUUCGAU